Molecule: messenger RNA, 1889 nt
Organism: Panicum virgatum (switchgrass)
Lineage: Eukaryota; Viridiplantae; Streptophyta; Magnoliopsida; Poales; Poaceae
Product: probable auxin efflux carrier component 5a
Exons: 5
Coding region: 574-1659 (361 amino acids)
Biological process (GO): auxin polar transport; auxin export across the plasma membrane
Cellular component (GO): plasma membrane; endoplasmic reticulum
Molecular function (GO): auxin efflux transmembrane transporter activity
Source: RefSeq, a predicted model, not a curated record
AGGACGGUCGCCACACUCACCACUCUGGUCAUCAGAGCAUGAGGCCGAAAGCUAGCGAGACCACACUUGCACGGACUCGACUUUCGGCCACUGUCACGCGCUCUCCUGGAUUUGCGCGUGCACUAUAUGGCCACUCCAGUCUAUCCGUCCCUGAGACCCUGAAGCUCUUCUUGAUUUUAAUUUCUCCCUUCGUCAACCCCCCAUCGACCGGCAUGGCGUGCUCGCAUGAAUAAUAUCGCCAUGCCAUCAGAAAAAUUCAGAAUCAAAGCGAGCUGAUGAGACUCUGUAGUCGAUCUCUAGAGCUCUACCUCCCUAUCUCUAAACCCCGCAUCGCUUUCGUGCUUAUCGCUGACAAUUAUUCCAUGCUCUCGUUUCAACGGCCACGAUCCACCGACCCAUACUAGCUAGCUUCCCUUGUUGCUGACGCUACCUGCAUGCACCUGACGUCGUCGGCUUCCUUCUAGCUAGAGCUCGCGCUCUAUAAAGCUCCAUCGCCACCCCACACGUGACACCCUGCCUCUCACACUGCACAUCCCUGGGUACUGUUCAACCUGCACGAUCGAUCGAGGCGAGAUGAUCGGGUGGGGCGACGUGUACAAGGUGGUGGCGGCGACGGUGCCGCUCUACUUCGCGCUGUUCCUGGGGUACGGGUCCGUGCGGUGGUGGCGCAUCUUCACGCGGGAGCAGUGCGACGCCGUGAACCGCCUGGUGGCCUUCUUCGCGCUGCCCUUCUUCACCUUCGAGUUCACUCUGCACACCGACCCGUUCCAGGUCAACUACCGCGCUGUCGCCGCCGACGUCAUCUCCAAGGCCGUCCUCGUCGCCGUCAUCGCCUGCUGGGCCAGGUUCGCCGCCGCCAAGGGCGCCGGCUGCGCCGUCGGCUGGUCCAUCACCGGCUUCUCCCUCUCCACGCUCACCAACUCGCUCGUCGUCGGCGUGCCCAUGGCCCGGGCCAUGUACGGCGAGUGGGCGCAGCAGCUCGUCGUCCAGCUCUCCGUCUUCCAGGCCAUCGUCUGGCUCACGCUCCUGCUCUUCGUGCUCGAGGUCAGGAAGGCCGCCAUAGGCAUGUACGUCGCCGCCGCGGACGACUCCCCGGCCGUCAAGGACGUCGAGGCCGCCGAUGGCGCCGUGCCCGUCAGCUCCAUCGGCGGCGGCGGCAAGCCGUCGCUCUGGGCGCUCGUCAAGGUGGUGGCGCACAAGCUGUCGCGCAACCCCAACACGUACGCCAGCUUCGUCGGCAUCACCUGGGCCUGCGUCGCCAACAGGCUGCACAUCGAGCUGCCCAGCGCCUUCGAGGGCUCGGUGCUCAUCAUGUCCAAGUCGGGCACAGGAAUGGCCAUGUUCAGCAUGGGGUUGUUCAUGGCGCAGCAGGAGAAGGUGCUGGCGUGCGGGCCGUGCUUUGCGGCGCUGGGCCUCGUGCUCAAGUUCGCGCUCGGCCCGGCCGCCAUGGCCAUCGGCUCCAUCGCCGUCGGCCUCCGCGGCGACGUCCUCCGCGUCGCCAUCAUACAGGCUGCACUACCUCAAUCCAUCACAUCAUUUAUAUUCGCAAAAGAAUAUGGGUUGCAUGCUGAUGUUCUCAGUACCGCGGUUAUUUUUGGGAUGCUUGUCUCCUUGCCGUUGCUAGUUGGAUUUUAUAUUGUUUUAGAGUUAAUUAGAUAGACAAGGGUGCACAGCCUUAAGCCUAAUGAUGAAACACGUUCUUCCCUUGAAGCUGCCCAAACAUGCAUACUGACAAGUGCUGAGAAAUGUCUCCUGCUUUCUUUCCUCAUUGCACAAAACUGCAAAGGGAGUUAUUGAGUAAUAUCAAAUAUGUUUUGACACGUAUUAUGUACGAAGAAUGCUUAUUCAUUCUGUUAUUAAAAUGAAUGUGUAGCAUGCAGAUUUGAUUU